AAAAAAAACUAUCUCUAUACAACAACAGUUCAUCUCCUUCCUCUCCCCUGCUCCUCCCUCUUCCUCUCGCUGUCACCUCCGCCGGUGCUUUCAUUUUUUCAUCUCAACACUCCAUCUUCCUCUGUCCGCCGUUCCUCUUCCUCUCCCAAAGUUCUCAUAAUCCUCAUUCUUAUAUUAUCCAAGUUGUUGCUUCUUUCCUGUCAAACGGCGGUGAGACAGUGUGAUGGACUGGUGUCUGGUGGUGACGGCGACGAGAGAUUGUGGUGGGUGGAGAUCGGCGAACAGUGUUCCAGUCGUGUUUCUAUGAUUUAUUGUUUUAUUAUGUAUGGUUUUAUUCUUUUAAUCUCAACCAUUGAAUUUUCUUAGGACACGUGUCACAAACCAUUGAAUCUCAACCAUUGAAUUUUCUUGGGGAAACUGGACAAUUUUGCUACUGGAGCGUACCUGGACUCUCCCAAAAGCCGCCAGUUCUCCACCACCACCCGCUUCGAAUCUACACCGCCACAAACUAACCAACACUUCUUCUCUAUCCACCUUUUCUCGCACUCAUUCUCUUCCUUCCUCUGCACUCGUGUCUCUGAUCCAUAACACUUUCUCUCUUGUUUAUCAUUUCAUUUUUCAAAUCUCUCCAUUCACGUCAUUCUCUUAUGGAUCUUUCUUCGCAUCUCUUUAUCAGCUACUGAAUCUGCAACAACUCUUUCACACCAAAAAAUCGCUGGUUGCCGGUUGGACAUUCUUCCUGUAAAAAAAAAUGAACGUCUCUUCGCGUUUGUUGUCUUCUGAGCUAACAUGUCCUAGAAGUGAAGCCAUGCAGUACAAAAAUGUGAAUUUUCUUUUGUCUAAACCCUCGGUAACGGUUUCUUGUUUCAUUAAUAAAGAUGUGUGUAAUCGCAAUGGAAGAAACAUGAGGGUAUCUUGCAAAUUGGCGCAUGACCAUUUAGAAGAAUCAUAUAAAAGAAAGAAAAGGUUACAAGUGCCUCUACAGAAGCCGGAUUUUGUUAGGACUUUGUUGAUUGAUAACUAUGACAGUUACACAUACAAUAUAUACCAGGAGCUAUCUAUUAUUAAUGGGGUCCCUCCUGUGGUGAUUCAAAAUGAUGAUUGGACGUGGGAUGAACUUUGCUAUUACUUGUACGAAGAAAAGGCAUUUGAUAACAUUGUAAUAUCCCCUGGACCUGGUUCUCCAGCAUGCCCAGAAGAUAUAGGCAUUUGUCUUCAAAUAUUGCUUGAAUGCAGGGAUAUUCCUGUUUUGGGUGUUUGCCUAGGACACCAGGCAUUGGGUUAUGUGCACGGAGCUCAAAUUGUCCAUGCAUCUGAGCCAGUUCAUGGGCGUCUGAGUGAAGUUGAGCACAAUGGAUGCCAGCUUUUUCAUGGCAUACCUUCUGGUAGAAAUUCUGGUUUCAAGGUGGUUCGAUAUCAUUCACUGGUGAUAGAUUCUGAAUCACUUCCUGAGGUGCUCAUUCCAAUAGCAUGGACUUCCACUAGCACACUUCCGUUUGUUGAACCCAAGGUUUCUGACAAGUACAAUGGUCAUGAAGUUCAGACUGAUCAAAGCAUUUUCGUUGAUUCAUUUUUACCUGAAGCAGGAAAUGGAAGUUCAAAACUUAUUGAUUAUGGACAAACUAGAAAUGCAAGGGUUCUUAUGGGAGUCAAGCAUUCUACUAGGCCACACUAUGGUGUGCAGUUUCAUCCAGAGAGUAUUGCAACCUGCCAUGGAAGUCAAAUAUUCAAGAAUUUUAGAGAGAUUACAGAUGAUUAUUGGCUGAGAUUUAGGUCAUCAUACAACAAGGAAAAGCGUGUUAAUUUUGAUGCAUACGCGCAGGUUUCAAGUGCUAGUAGACUCUACAGAGACUUUUGCAAAAGUAACAAUUCUGAGAAUAAUACAGUGAAUCUUCCAAGAAAAGUAAAUCACGGAGAUGAAAAUGUAGUACAUAAUAAUACCGAGGUGAACUACAAAUGUUUGAAGUUGAAAUGGAGGAAAUUUAAUCAUUUGGCUGGUCAAGUUGGUGGAGCAAAAAGUAUAUUCUGUCAAUUGUUUGGACAUGAAGCUGAAAACACCUUUUGGUUGGAUAGUUCCUCAACAGAGAUGGGAAGAGCGCGCUUUUCGUUCAUGGGAGGAAAAGGUGGAUCACUUUGGAAGCAGUUAACAUUCAGAUUGUCUGAUCAGAGUGACGGGUGUUCAAAAGGUGGUGGCUAUUUAUCACUGGAAGUUUCUGAUGGUUCUGCCGAAACAAUAUUCUUGGAAGGAGGUUUUCUUGAUUAUUUGAACAAGGAGCUUCAAUCAUAUCAUUACGAUAAGGAUGAAUAUGAAGGUCUACCGUUUGAUUUUCACGGUGGAUAUGUUGGUUACAUCGGGUAUGACCUCAAAGUUGAAUGUGCUGUCACAAGUAACCAUCACAAAUCUAAAACUCCAGAUGCAUGUUUUUUCUUUGCUGAUAAUCUUGUAGCUAUUGAUCACAAAAAUGACCAUGUUUAUUUAUUGGCUAUACACGAAGAAAAUUCAAGUGUUCUACAAUGGUUGGAUGAUACUGAGGAGAAGCUUCUGAGCUUAACUGGCUCUGUGAGGAUGGAUUUAGAAAGACAGUAUUCUCAUCCUUCAACUUUUUCGUCGCAUAAGGUUGGUUUUGCAGCUGAAAAAUCUAGAGAGCAAUAUAUUGGAGAUGUUAAGAAGUGUUUAAACUACAUUAAAGACGGAGAGAGCUACGAAUUGUGCCUUACAACCCAGAUAAGGAAACCAAUCGAGGUCUUAAAUUCUCUUGGACUUUACCUGCAUUUGCGAGAAAGGAAUCCAGCACCUUAUGCUGCUUGGCUUAAUUUUCCAAAGGAAGAUCUGUGUAUUUGUUGUUCUUCCCCUGAGAGGUUCCUACAGUUGGACAGGAAUGAUAUGCUAGAAGCUAAGCCCAUUAAGGGUACUAUAACUCGUGGUGCUACUGAAGAGGAAGACGAGCAACUCAAAUUGAAAUUACAGCUCAGUGAAAAGGAUCAGGCUGAAAACCUGAUGAUUGUUGACCUCCUAAGAAAUGACCUCGGUCGUGUAUGUGAUCCUGGAUCUGUUCAUGUGCCGCAUCUCAUGGAUAUACAAUCAUAUGCAACUGUUCACACAAUGGUGAGUACGAUUCGUGGGAAAAAGCGGUCAGAUAUAAGUGCAGUAGACUGUGUCAAAGCUGCAUUUCCUGGUGGUUCAAUGACAGGUGCACCAAAGUUGAGAUCAAUGGAACUUCUUGAUUCUCUUGAAAGUUGUUCUCGAGGAAUCUACUCAGGCUGUAUUGGAUUUUUCUCAUAUAAUCAGACAUUUGAUCUAAAUAUUGUCAUAAGAACAGUUAUUAUACAUGAGGGUGAAGCUUCCAUAGGAGCUGGAGGGGCAAUUGUUGCCCUGUCAAACCCGGAAGACGAAUAUGAAGAGAUGAUCUUGAAAACAAAAGCACCAGCAAGCACUGUGAUAGAUUUUGAAUAGAGAUAAAUAAAUCAAGCAAUUUUUUCCCCCUUUUGACCCACUGUCAGACACCAAUGAUUUGAUGCAUUUUUUGUCCUACUAAUCAUUUUAUAUUUUCACAUACAGAAUUACAACGGGUCCUUUCUUCCUGGAUCCAUUAUGACCAAAGCUUUAUAGUAGCAGUUGCCCUUUACAGAAGGAAAUUAAAACAUUCAAAAGAAUAUUGUGGUACAGUGAGGAUCAAUUGUUUUGGGGUUAGGUUUCCUUUUCUAACAGGAAGAUUUUUUUUUUAAUUUCAUAGUAUUUGCUUACAAGGUUGAUUUGAUAUGUAAUAAUUUCAUAGUAUUUGCUUACAAGGUUGAUUUGAUAUGUAAUAUAUGAUAACAUUCAUGCAUAAACUUGGCUGUAAUUUUGGCUUGCUGGAUUUUGUUUCUGGUUUUUCUAUACUGUAAUUUGUUUUGAAAGAAUUCCCAAUAAUUUCAUUAUAGUUUGUAUUUCUUCA
Molecule: messenger RNA, 3935 nt
Organism: Trifolium pratense (red clover)
Lineage: Eukaryota; Viridiplantae; Streptophyta; Magnoliopsida; Fabales; Fabaceae
Product: aminodeoxychorismate synthase, chloroplastic
Exons: 14
Coding region: 752-3454 (900 amino acids)
Biological process (GO): L-tryptophan biosynthetic process; folic acid-containing compound biosynthetic process
Source: RefSeq, a predicted model, not a curated record